Molecule: messenger RNA, 3544 nt
Organism: Leptonychotes weddellii (Weddell seal)
Lineage: Eukaryota; Metazoa; Chordata; Mammalia; Carnivora; Phocidae
Source: RefSeq, a predicted model, not a curated record
CCGCCUCCCAGAGCAAACACAAGCCCGAGUCCCAGGCACAGCCAGGCCCCACAGCCCUGGCUGCAUCUAGCUAUGGGGGUGGGCCCUGCGUGCCAUGAGGGGCACCCCGAGCCUCCUGACUUCAGCAGAGACCCAGACUGGUCCCCAGAACACACUCGGCCACAGGCAAGAGCUCUGAAGGCAGAUAAUGAAUGCUUCCCAGCCCAGGUAGCCACGACCUACUGGGCCGGCAGAAGUCUGCGAGGGCGCUUGGCACGGUCUCCUCAGAGCCGCCGGGGCCAAGGUAGGAAGUGCUGAGACUCGGGGAAGAACCCACUCUCCCUACCUAAGGCAGGUACCAACCUACCACACCAGCCUGGAGGAGGCCACAGCUGCUAGCCUUGGAAAUCCAGUAAAAUACGACAUGAACUUGAAAAAGCAGGCUGCCUUUCCGAGAUGUUCUUCAUCCAGUUUCGCUACCGUGCCUCUCUGCAAAAUAGGUCAGCAGCCUCCAUGCUGCCACCCAAAUGUGGCUUGGUAGGCAGCCUAGAAUUAUGACAAAACUCUCAGACUCCAGGGCCUUAGGACACCGAAAAAGCCAAACACAAAGGGACAGUGUACAGUAAAUGUGUCUGCGGAGAUGCGCCCUGAAAGUCUGAAGAUUUGGGGAGGAUGUGAGCGGAUCGUACCAAGACAGCCUCCUCCAGGCCAUUGGUUUCACCAGGAAGAACCACAGCUACCCAAGCAGCCCACUGCCUUCCUCUACAGACAGAAAGUAAGCUGUGGUUCCUUGGGCCAGGUUUUUGUCACAUGCUCCGGGAGUGUCAAUGUCAUAGUAGGGACAGGAGCCAAAGCGGGGCAGUGGAGACUGGAGUGGGAGGAUGGGAAUGUAAGGGGAAUAUAAAUGCAGUCCCCCAGGCCCACAAGCAUGUGAUUCAUCCACCCAUAGGCAACUGGCUUGGCUCUACCACAGAGAGAAGCAUUUUUAUUUCUGCUACUGGGGAGUUUUAGAGUCUUUGGAAGAGAGUGAGUAGAAGGCCUGCCAGAAUUCAAACGCCUGGUUUCUGACUCUCUGGUCCCCGCGCUUCCCACGAUGGCUACUUGCCUGGCGCGAGCUCCUGAGGAUGGCAUAGAGCUUCUUCACCACCUCGUUCAGCUCUUAUGGGUAAAUAACGUAUUGCCAGGAGAUUAUAUAACAACUUCUAUUUGUAGAACACUUUACAGUUCACAGAGCACUUUAACGCAGAUGGCCUCAGGACGCUGGCAGUUGCCUGGGGAAGUUUCCUGGCAUCCCACACCCAGGUUUUGCACGACAGGAUAUUGAUUUAGAGCGUGGAUGGUGCCUCAUGCCCCACAGCAAAGACGGAAGGUGGGUUUUUUUCGGUAUUUACACAGCUGUCUGACACUUCCAAAGCUACCCCAAAUUGUGUUUUUGAAAAUGGAUGCCAGAGGCAUCCUAGAAGGUCAGAGCCAUGUUUUCAUUUAGCACUAUUCCAGAAUUUAUUCAUAUCUGGGCACUUAACUAUGUAUCGGAGAUGCCAAGGAACAAGGACUCUAGAGGCUGUAUUUGGUCCAUUUCCGAUCCUUGAGGAGGAGUUUAAACGUCAUUUCCCUGCAAGCUUGGCAGGACCCUUGAGGCUGUCGUUUGCAAACCACUGGAUGCAGUAACUGUGUGUGGGAAGCCUGCACACACCGUCCUCAUGGAUUAUGGAUGGUUUUGCAGACUCAGCAGAGCUUUUGGAUCCAUAGACGGCUUGAUCAGAAUCAGAGUCAUGUACUGGCCUGCACCAGAAAAAUGAUUCCUACUGGAUGGAAACUUCCCACAGGGAGGUCAGAGUGGAAGCAGUCACUGGUUUCUGCAGCAGCUCACAAGAUCCCAGGUUUUCAAACUGGGAGGGAUCUGAAAGACCAGCAAGCACCUCCUCUGGACUUUGGUGAUGAUGAAACUUAGACAGAGAGAAGUGAAAGGAGGAAUCCAAGAGACAUCAUCUAAGAACAAUGCUCUUCCCACUGUGCCAUACUCUUUGUUCCAGAAAACACGUUCUAGCAGAAGAUUUGACUCAGGCUGCCUUUGGGCGGGCUUGGCUAGCCUGCAGGUCCCGCCAUCAUGCAGCAUCGUCAGGGCCCUCCACCGCCAUAAGCUGGGCAAGGCUGUCCGGCCAUCACUACAGCAGGGUCUCCAGCAGGCCUUUCUGCACUCUCUGGCUUCUUACCGGAUAUUCCAAAAGGCUGCCCCCUUUGACAGGAGGGCCACAUCCUUGGCAUGGCACCCAACUCACCCCAGCACCCUGGCUGUGGGUUCCAAAGGGGGAGAUAUCAUGCUCUGGAACUUUGGCAUAAAGGACAAACCCACCUUCAUUAAAGGGAUCGGAGCUGGAGGGAGCAUCACUGGGCUGAAGUUUAACCCUCUUGAUACCAACCAGUUUUUCACCUCCUCAAUGGAGGGAACAACUAGGCUGCAAGACUUUAAAGGCAACACUCUCCGAGUUUUUACCAGCUCAGGCACCUGCAACUUCUGGUUUUGCAGCCUGGAUGUGUCUGCCAGAAGCCGAAUGGUGGUCACGGGAGACAAUGUGGGGCACGUGAUCCUGCUCAACAUGGAUGGCAGGGAGCUUUGGAAUCUGAGAAUGCACAAAAAGAAAGUGACCCAUGUGGCCCUGAACCCAUGCUGUGAUUGGUUCCUGGCCACAGCCUCUGUAGACCAAACAGUGAAAAUCUGGGACCUGCGCCAGGUUAGAGGGAAAUCCAGCUUCCUCCACUCGCUGCCGCAUAGCCAUCCUGUCAACGCAGCUUGUUUCAGUCCUGAUGGAGCCCAGCUCCUGACCACUGACCAGAAGAGUGAGCUCCGGGUUUACUCGGCCUCCCAGUGGGACUGCCCCCCAAGCCUGAUCCCACACCCUCACCGCCACUUCCAGCACCUGACGCCCAUCAAGGCAACCUGGCAUCCUCGGUACAACCUCGUUGUCGUGGGCCGAUACCCAGAUCCUAAUUUCAAAAGCUGUACCCCCCAUGAAUUAAGGACGAUCGAUGUGUUUGAUGGAAACUCAGGGAAGAUGAUGUAUCAGCUCUAUGACCCAGAAUCUUCUGGUAUCAUUUCGCUCAAUGAGUUCAAUCCCAUGGGGGACACGCUGGCCUCUGUGAUGGGUUAUCACAUUCUCAUUUGGAGCCAGGAGGAAGCUGGGAUGCGGACAUGAGAGACAUUAAUGAAGGUGCGGGCCAAGCCAGAGCUUGGAGCCACCUGAGAACAAAUCCUCUGGGAAGAGGCGGCUGUGUGUUAAAGGGCCAAAGGUAUCCAAGUCUUAGGGUCGGAGCAGGGACACUGUGGCAUGGGACACUGUGGGACUGGGACACUAGCAUGUUACUGCUCUGGACUUAGCUCCAGAAACUUCUCCAGGGUUGGUGCCCCAGGUGCCCCAAGGGUCCCUGCUAUAUCUAGCCUGGAGCCAAGCUUCUCCUGGAGCCAAGGUACUUUUCUAUUCUUUGAUGAGCAGUGACAGAGGGAUCAGGCAGUGGUUUUUGGUUUGUGCUCACUAUUGACUUGGCUAAUAAAACCAUACCCAACUGA